AUGACAGAAUACGAUGAUCGCAGCUGUGCGUCAAAUAUGUAUUUACCGAGCUGUACUUAUUACGUUUCGACGCCGGAUUUUACAUCAGUCUCAUCCUUUUUACCGCAGACCACUUCGUGUCAGAUUAACUUCCCCUAUUCCCCCAACAUAGCCCAAGUCCAACCUGUUCGAGAAGUCGCUUUCAGGGAGUAUGGACUGGACCAUCCGAGCAAAUGGCACUACAGGGGUAAUUACGCGUCUUACUACUCAACGGACGAGAUCAUGCACCGGGACUUGAUCCAGUCCUCCAGCAGCAGGGCGGAUGUACUGUUCAAAAACGAGUCCCUGUACGGCCACCACGGAGGGACUAGCUCGCCGUGCAACCUCUUCGCCGGUGUCGGCCGGAACGGGGUCCUUCCCCAAGGCUUCGACCAGUUUUUUGACACUCCUAACGCGGACAAGCCCACCGCGGAGCUCCCCAAACAAAAGACAGACUCUGCCGUUCCCGGAGAUGCCGCGAACAACAAUCAGGCUUUAACCAAACUAGAGCAGCACAAAGCUGACCCGACCGGGAGCGUGGACGAGGACUCAUCCUCCAACUGCGGCGACAAGAACAACCAACAGAGUUCAUCAACCAAGUCCAGGAAGAAGAGGUGUCCUUACUCCAAAUACCAGAUCCGAGAACUUGAACGAGAGUUUUUCUUCAACGUGUACAUUAACAAAGAGAAGCGGCUCCAGCUGUCCAGGAUGUUAAACCUGUCAGAUCGGCAGGUGAAGAUUUGGUUUCAGAAUAGAAGAAUGAAAGAGAAAAAGCUGAACCGCGACCGCCUACAGUAUUUCACUGGGAAUCCUUUAUUCUGAUACCUGACAUAGUAGCAUACACACACACACACGAAUAAAAUAAGAGGUAUACACACACACACACACGUUUUAAAGACUGGUCGUAUCUACAUAUCUGAACCCUGAUCAUCUUGUUCAAACUGUUUAUUUUACAAAAAUCCGGCAUUUAAAAAAUGCCAUAUUUCCGUAUUUUUGCAUAAAACUCUUGCAUUUAUUUAUUUGUGUUCAUAUAUUUUCGCGUUAUUGGCAACAAAUAUCUCAGCAAAGUGCGAGCUGUGCUUUGAAAUUAUUUAUAUAAACUAUAUAUGUAGGCUUUCCUCCCUGUGUAUGUGCAUUUAUCGAGACGCAUG
This is a messenger RNA of Xiphias gladius (swordfish), 1169 nucleotides long. It is a transcript of the gene hoxd11a, whose product is annotated as homeobox D11a. The transcript is spliced from 2 exons. Gene Ontology annotation, biological process: regulation of transcription by RNA polymerase II; anatomical structure development. Gene Ontology annotation, cellular component: nucleus. Bases 1 to 840 code for a protein of 279 amino acids. Gene Ontology annotation, molecular function: DNA-binding transcription factor activity, RNA polymerase II-specific; RNA polymerase II cis-regulatory region sequence-specific DNA binding. Lineage: Eukaryota; Metazoa; Chordata; Actinopteri; Istiophoriformes; Xiphiidae. The record is from RefSeq and is a predicted model, not a curated record.